CACUAGCCAAAGCAGCCUGUUUGCGUGUUGUGGAUUCAGAGUGCACAGGAAUUGGUGACGGGCUCUGGCAAAUCCUAGUCGACAUUGUUCCCUGCUACCAAAUUGGUGAUUUUCACCAAAUUGGUGUCACCAAUUGAGCGUGGCAGUACGGUGUGAUGACCGCGUGGUCCAGACGCACACCGGUCCUGUGCUGGGCAAAGCAUGACUUACAAUUGAAGCAGGAUCAGGUUCUGCCCGGCCCAGAAACAAUUGCCCAAGGCUCAUCAGGAUGGUUUUGACACGCGUUGCAUUGUGUUUUCAACGCCGCGGGUAAGCACAACUUCUGAACGGCGCUGCACCACGGCAUCGACAUAAACAUAGUACUACAGGAGUAACAAUCGCCCUCAUACAGCUGCCCCGCGGGCGCAACGUUCUCGCCUUGACAUUAUUUGACCUAGCUUGCAAACUUAAGGCAAAUGUAAAGCCGGUCGCACAAUCUUCCCACUGACGACUUGAACACGGAUAACGCUGCUUCGUUUCGCUCGUUCUAGUGGCCUUUAGCUGCAUUCCUGAACCCGGUUUGCCGUUAAGCACUACCUGGCGCGCGGCUUACCUUACAGUGAUGCUAUAGGAUUAAAAGCUGUGCAUCAGCUUAUAGGCGAAGGCGCGCCUGCCCUAGCCAGUGCGGCAACAUGCCGGUGGUUCAGGCCGUCACUGGGUUGUGGGGCUCCAGCAGCUGCGCCGGCAGCUUCAACUCAAUUGCCGGCGGGGUCUCGGGCGCUGGGGACCCGCACAGCCUCCAAAACCUCUACAGCCCCCCCAGCCCCCAGCCGCGCCACAGCAUCGACACGCCGCUACCUCACCCGCUGCUGUGCGCCUCCCACCGCCACGACCCCGAGGCCUGCACCGAGAUGUGGGAGCCGGCCUCGCCACGGCUGCGAAUACAGGUGCCCGCUGUGCCCCGGCCCUCCACACCCACCGGGGGCGGCGGCGGCAGUCGGCCCACCUCUGCGGCCUCGCCUCUGAGCCCGCGCUUCCAGCACCGCCACCACCUGACGCUGGACGCGGCCCCGCACCCGCACAGCCACCUGCAGCCGGAGCCCGCACAGCCCGUGUCGCCCUCAGCAGGCCACACGCGGGCAGGGUCGCGCUCGCCAGGACCCGAGUGCCCAGCAGGACCAGGCGGGGCAGGUGGCAGCGGCAGCGGCGGAGCACAUGCCAGCAACUCACGGCCGCAGUCGGCGUCCCCGACACGUGCCAGCGCGGGGCCGGGCUCUGCCUCGGGCUCAGGCCAGGCGCCGGUGGUGCCGAUGCUGCGGCUCACAGCACUGGGUGGCAGACUGGGGGAAGGAGGCGGGCCCGGCGGCGGCACGGGGGCGCUGCCGUCGUCGCCCCGCACCACCGCCAUCCUCAAUCAGGCCGCCUGGCUGACCGCCCGCACAGCGGCAGCCGCCACAGCUGCGGCCACCGUGGACGACUGCGGCGCAGCAGCAGCGGCUUCUGCUUCUGCUACUGCUGCUGCUGCUGCUGCUGAGGGGGAGGGCCCCUUGAUGAUGGUGCGCAGCAUGCGGACCCAGUCCAUGUCUUUGGCUACGUCUACUUCGCAGUCCAACUCACCGGCGGGCGCGGCAGCAGCGCACACGCCGCAGCCCCCGCCGACCGCGUCUGGGGCGGCAAGCGCUCGCGGCAGGCGUGCCGGCGCCUCGACGGCUGUGUCCCAGGCCCAGGUCGGUAGCCACUGCAGUACGCCCCAGCAACACCCGGAGCAGUACCAACAGCAGUAUCAACAGCAGUACUUGGAAGCGGGGAGCGGCAGCCCUGCGGCGGCGUCACCGCGCGUGGGUGCAGCUGCCAGCGGCGGUGACACGGCGCGGCGCGGCACGCGGGCGUCCAGCUCCCAGUGGGCUGUGUCGCUGGGCGGCGGUGGCGGUGGCGGCGGCGGCGGGCUGUCCGCCAACCCCUCCUCGCCCUGGCUCAGCAGCCUGCCAGGCUCACCCGGCGGCAGCUUCACAGGUGGGCCGCGGCCGCUGCACCUGUUGGGCGGCCUGUUGGGCGGCCUGCUGGGCGGCGGCAGUGGCGGUGGCGGCGCGCAGGGCGUGGCGGCCCCGCCCGCGCAGCGCCGGCACGAUGGCGGGUCGGCGGGGCUCAGCUUCGGCGGCGCGUACCGGGAGCAGCACCCACAGCAUUGCCAGCAGCAGGGCUGGUGCGGCGACCCAUAUGCGGAUUGGGAGGCGGUUGAGAUUGUGGCGGAGGAGGGGCAGGGGACGGGGACGGGGACGGCCGUAGGGGCGCGCGCGCAAGAACUGAUUGGGCCAGCGGCGGCGGCUGCCGCUGCCGCGAUGAAGGCUGCGGCGGCGGCGUUCGGUGGCGGCGGGGGUCAGGCACGCGGUGGUGCUGGUGGCGGUGCGCCGCAUAGCCCACGGAGCUCGCUAGGCCAGGGGCACCAGCGGCCAGGCAGCGGCCGAGGCGGGCCUGGCCCUAGGGGUGGGGGUGGUGGAGCCGCCGUCGUGCGCCCCUCCGCCGCGUCCUUCACCGCCGGCCUGCAGCCUCACGCAGGUGGCCGCGCGGGGUCCGGCGGCUCCCACCUGCGGCCGCACCGGCCCCAGCCGCACCCGGGCCACCCCCUGCACACCGCCGCCCUCAUCAACCACCACCUGUCGCACGUGUCGGAGGCGGGCGGACUCCGCUCACCACGUAGCACAGCACCGGGCGGCGGAGGCGGCGGAGGUGGUCCGGGACUGAGGCCCCGUUCCGCCUCCGUCACCACUACCAUGCGCCCCCGCUCUGCAGCGUCUUUCAGCAUCAACGGAGGUAUGGGGAGCGGCGGCAGCGGCGGCAGCUCUCGGCCCGGCUCUGCGGCCGGCCCGCGCUCUCCCUCACUGUCACAAUCCCUGGUAGGGACAGCCAGCGGCGGCGGGCCCGGCGCUGCCAUCGCUGCCGCUGCCGCCGCUGCCGCCGCCAACCCCGCCGCAGCCUUUGAGAUUGUGCCUGACGGGCUUGCGGCCAGCCUGGGCAUACUGCCAGGCAGUGGCGGCGGCGGCGCCGGCAGCUUCACUGCCGGUGUGGUGGGCGUGGCGGGCAGCGGCCGUGUGGGUCGGGCCAUUGCCGGCAUCCUGCCGGGCGGCAACCCGGGCACCUUCAGCCUGGGGCUGCAGGAGCGAAUCAACCUGACGCUAAUGGACGCUGGAGCAAGGCCACCGCCGCAGCCCGCCCCGCCGCCGCAGCCCAACCCGGUCGUUAACAAGAUGCUGAAUGAGCGCGCCGAGGCGGAGGCGGCUCGCGGUGUGGUGGAGUCGGCGUUCGCCAGCCCCAACCCGCACAUGUGGAUGCACCAGCUGCUGGUGGAGCCAGCAACGGCCGCCGCAGCAGCGGCCGCAGCGGCCGCCGUCGCGCCGCCGCCAGUGGUGCCCCGGCACACGAGUGUGGAGGCGGGCCACCUCACCAGCCGCUGCUACCUGGCCGCACGGGAGGCCUGCCGCAGCCUGGCCGCCACAGGGGCGCCGGGGGCAGCCAUCAGCCUGCGGGAGGCGGCGUAUGGGGAGGGCGCCGGCGGUCCGGGCGGCGCGCGGGGCAGCCCGGCGCGCAUGGGGCGCAAGUGAGGGGCGCUGUGGGGCUGCGCCAGACUGGAGGCAAUUGGCGCAUUGUUAGUGUGCGGCUGUCGUUUGUGGGAGCCUUGCUGCAUUCAUAGCGUUUGAGGCAGUCAUAGAAAUGUGGCUGCUUCAAGGGCACUGAGUUCGCAGCAGUCGCGUGGGUGCCCACAGGCAUGUGUGUAUACCAGAUGAUAGGGCACCAUCGCAGCCAUCUCGGCGGCUGUGCGUGGAUGUGACCGCCUGUUGGGCCAAGCUAUGAUAUACGCUAUACCUUGGCCUGUAUUGCAGCAUCACAGAUGAACGUUUUCAAUCACAGUAGUAUGAUAACAGUACAAAGUAUGUGUUCUAUUUGGAUUGUGGCAUGUUGCAUACGGUGGUGGGUGUUGACUGUUGAGCGGGAGGGGCAUGUGAGAUUAGCUUGUCGACGGACGACGGGUAACUCGGCGGUGACAUGCAGGACAGGCAUAGAACCGUGGAAGCGCCGUUAUUGCGUGUAUUUAUAUUUUAUAAUAAGCACAGUCGUGCAGAACUGGUUAGCGCUGCCCGUGCGUGUGCUGCCCGUCGGCCAUGCCUGCCUUGAAUGCCGGGAAUUUUCGCAUGCCUCUGUCCCUGCAGAAUACUUUGUAAGCAUUAUAACAU
Molecule: messenger RNA, 4208 nt
Organism: Chlamydomonas reinhardtii
Lineage: Eukaryota; Viridiplantae; Chlorophyta; Chlorophyceae; Chlamydomonadales; Chlamydomonadaceae
Exons: 5
Coding region: 672-3578 (968 amino acids)
Source: RefSeq, a predicted model, not a curated record